AUGGCAGACCAGAAAGAGCCACAGACGUCUCUGUCCGCUUCCUCCUCCUCCUCCUCCUCCUCCUCAUCCACACUCUCCCUCUCCUCUGCCCCCUCAUCCCCCACGCCGUCGUCGUCGUCCGACUUGGCCCUGUACCCGUACCAAGAGACCGCCGACGCACAAACACUCGUCGACAUCCUGACCGCCACCGCCCAUGCCCACCCGCAAGCGCUGGCCCUCGACAACGGCUCGUCCCGCCUGACGUACGCCGAGCUGACCGCGGCCGUCGCCGCGCUCGUCGCCCGUCUGCGCGCCGCCGGCCUCGGCCCCGGCGACCGCGUCGGCAUCCGCGUCACCUCGGGCACCAUGGAGCUGUACAUUGGCAUCCUCGCCAUCCUGCACGCCGGCGCCGCCUACGUCCCCGUCGACGUCGACGACCCCGACGAGCGCGCCGCCCUCGUCUUCUCCGAAGCCGCCGUCUGCGCCGUCCUCACCGACCGCGCCACCAUCACCCUCCACGACACCACCAAGCCCCUCAGCCGCCCAACCGCGGCCCUGCUCCCGUCCCCCGACGAUGACGCCUGGAUAAUCUUCACCUCGGGCUCGACCGGCAAGCCCAAGGGCGUCGCCGUCACGCACCGCAGCGCCGCCGCGUUCGUCGACGCCGAGUCCCGCCUCUUUCUGCCCCCGCCCGCCACCCCCCUCGCCCCGGGCGACCGCGUGCUCGCCGGCCUCUCCGUCGCCUUUGACGCCUCCUGCGAGGAGAUGUGGCUGGCGUGGCGCCACGGCGCGUGUCUCGUGCCCGCCGCGCGCGCCCUCGUCAAGGCCGGCGCCGAGCUCGGCGGCUUCCUCACCGAGCAGCAUAUCUCCGUCGUGUCCACGGUGCCGACGCUCGCCGCGCUGUGGCCGACCGAGGCGCUGCGUGGCCUGCGGCUGCUGAUUCUCGGCGGCGAGGCGUGCCCCCCCGAGCUAGCGGACCGGCUUGCCGGCGCCGUCGACGGCGUGGUGUGGAACACGUACGGCCCCACCGAAGCCACCGUGGUGUCGUGCGGCGCCCCACUUACCGCCGGCGCCCCCAUUGUGCGCAUCGGCCUGCCGCUCGCCGGGUGGCGCCUCGCCGUUGUCGGCGCCGACGGACUCCCGGUGCGCUGGGGCCAGGACGGCGAGCUCGUCAUUGGAGGCGUCGGCAUGGCCCGGUACCUGGACGCGGACAAGGACCGGGCCAAGUUUGCGCCGUCGCCGGCGCUGGGCGGGGAGCGCGCGUACCGCAGCGGCGACCUCGUGCGUGCGGAAAAAGAGGGCCUUGUGUUCCUUGGCCGCAACGACGAGCAGAUGAAGCUUGGCGGCCGCCGCAUCGAGCUCGGCGAGAUUGACGCCGCCAUGAUGACGCUGCCGGGCGUGCAGGGCGCCGCCAGCGCCAUCCGCCGCACCGACACGGGCAACCAGGUCCUCGUCGGCUACGUGGUGCGCCGGGACGGCAGCGGCGCCGCCUCGACGGCCGAGGACCGCAGUUUUCUCAAGCGCGUCCUGCCUCCGACGCUGAUCCCCAUGCUCGUCACGGUGGACCGCAUCCCGGUGCGCACCUCUGGCAAGGUCGACCGCAACGCGCUCCCGUGGCCACCCCCCGCGUCCGCCGCCGGCCCCGAAGAGAGCAGCAGCGGCACCAUGGGGUGGGUGUCGACACAGUGGCGUGCCGUGCUCGGCGCGUCCGGUACUUCGGCCGAGUCCAACUUUUUCGAGCUCGGCGGCACGAGCCUGGCGGCGGCACAGCUCGUGUCGCAGCUGCGGCGGCGGUGCCCGACGCUCUCCGUCGCCGACGUGUACGAGCACCCGACGCUCGGGGCGAUGGCGGGUCGAGUCGAGUCGCUCCUCCUGGGGACGUCGAUUGUCGAGCGCGACGUGGCGCUGAGCCCGCGGUGGGUGGUGCUGGUGCAGGGCGUGGUGCUGGCGGCGCUGUUCGUGCUCGAGGGCGUGCGGCUGGCGGUGCCGCUCUUCACGUCGCAGCGCAUCUUCCAGGCCAUGUUCGCGGGCGACUUUUGGGCGACGCGGCACAACCUGUCGUGGCCCGUGGUGGGCGUGCUGUGGGCGGUGCUAAUGACGAUGCCGGGGCGGCUGCUGACGACGGCCGCGCUGGUGCGCGCGCUGACGGCGGGCGUGCGGCCCGGCACGUACCGCCGGGCCGGGCUCACGCACCUGCGGCUGUGGGCGGCAGACCGCGUCGUCGGGUUGGCGCGGCUCGGCGCCGUGCCCGGCACGAACUGGGCGCGGUACUACGCCCGGCUGGUGGGCUGCCGCGUCGGGCGCGACGUGCAGCUGCACGCGCUGGCGCCGGUGACGGGGCUCGCGAGCUUUGGCGACGGCGCCGCGGUCGAGCCCGAGGUAGACUGCGCCGGGUACUGGAUCGACGGGGACGUGGUGCGCGUGGGCAGCGUGACGGUCGGCGAGGGCGCACGGGUCGGCGCGCGCGCGAUGCUCAUGCCCGAUGCCGUUGUCGAGGCGUACGCGACGGUCAAGCCGGGGCUCUCCGUCCAGGGCGUCGUCAAGUCGCCGCUGCCGCCAUCGGCCACCUCGUCCGACCAGGGCUCCAGCCAUGACGGUUCGUUCCGGCCGGCAAAGGGGAGCUUCGGCAUCGGCGUCUGCUACACGGUUGCGCUGCUGCUGCUCGACUUUCUGCCCAUCUUGAUGUUUGUGCCCAUCUGGCUUCUGAUGCCCGCCAUUGUCAACGACUACACCAACUUCAGAGAUCUCAGCAUGGGUAUCAUCAUCAUGACGGUGCCGGGCACCGUCAUAGGCCUCCUCUUCUACGGUCUCGCGAUUGUCGUCCUCGUGCGGCUGGCCAACCUCGCCAUCCGGCCUGGCUCGCACUCGUGGAACAGCACCGCUGCCUUUUGCGCCUGGCUCAUCCACUACCUCAUGAUUGACAUUCGCAUGAUUGUGUUCCCCAUCUUUGCCAGCCUGUUCACGCCCGUGUGGCUGCGUCUUCUUGGUGCCAAGGUUGGCCGCAACGUCGAGUCGUCCACGGUCGUUCCCAUGCCGUCCCUCCUGACCGUCCACGACAAUGCCUUCCUGGCCGACGACGUUCUCAUUGCGCCCUUUGAGCUCAGCGGCGGGCGUAUGCAUCUGGGCCCUGUCACCGUGGGCAACAAGUCGUUCCUGGGCAACUCGGCCAUUGUCGACCCAAACAUCAACGUCCCUGACAACUCGCUCAUUGGCGUACUUGGCUCUGCACCCGGCAGUCUGGGCGAGAAGCAGAUGCAUGCCGGAUCGUCCUGGCUGGGCCGGCCACCUAUUUCGCUUCCCCGCAAGGUGGACGCCAACAUUGACAAUGCCCUUACCUUUGCUCCGCCAAAGAAGCUCGUCCUCGCACGUGCUCUAAUCGAGCUGUGCCGCGCCAUUCCUCUGAUUCUCAAUGGCUUCAUCCCCUCCAUGGCGAGUCUCGGCACUCUCUGGAUCCUGUAUCGCUUUGGAAUUGCUGCCGGCAUCCUCGCCGCCGGUGGCCUCCUCGUCGCCAGUGCCUUUGUCGCCGCCAUCAUCACAAUUGGCGCCAAGUGGCUCGUGACGCCCAACGUCAAGGCCGGCAGCACGCAUCCGCUCUGGAGCUCCUUUGUAUGGCGCAACGAGCUGGCUGAUUCCUUCUUGCAGGCCAUGGCCGUACCCCUCAUGGUACGCUAUUUCUACGGCACGCCCGUGCUGGCCCUCUUCUUCCGCGCUCUCGGGGCCAAGAUUGGCCACGGCACCUGGAUCGAGAGCCACCUGCUGCCCGAGGCGGAUCUCUGCAUCGUCGGCGACGGCGCCACGAUCAACAGGGGCAGCCUGCUGCAGACGCACCUGUUCCACGACCGGCUGAUGCGCCUGGAUGAGGUCCAGCUCGGCAACGGCGCCACGCUGGGUCCCCUCUCCGCGUCGCUCCCUGGUACCGUCAUCGGGCCGGGUACGACCGUGUACCCCCUUUCGCUGGUGAUGCGAGGAGAGCAUCUUCCGGGAAGCACCAGAUGGCGCGGCAAUCCUGUCCGGCCGUGGAGCGAGGCGAGUGAUGAGAAGAUGCUAGGCAAGAGUUCACGAAGCUCGAGCUGGGACUCGCCUUCGCCCGUAUAG
This is a messenger RNA of Cordyceps militaris CM01, 4074 nucleotides long. RefSeq names its product non-ribosomal peptide synthetase. Gene Ontology annotation, molecular function: phosphopantetheine binding. NCBI's taxonomy places the organism in Eukaryota, Fungi, Ascomycota, Sordariomycetes, Hypocreales, Cordycipitaceae. Gene Ontology annotation, biological process: secondary metabolite biosynthetic process; amino acid activation for nonribosomal peptide biosynthetic process. The transcript has a single exon. Gene Ontology annotation, cellular component: cytoplasm. The record is from RefSeq and is a predicted model, not a curated record. The coding region runs from base 1 to 4074 and encodes 1357 amino acids.